AAUGUCAUAUUCUCAACCUCCUCCUGCCUAAGGAUAUGGAACAACACCACCACCACCUCCAGCUGGAUAACAAGGUAUUCUAAUCUAUAAAAUAAUUAGGUUAAUAUCCACCAGGCUAAUAUCCUCCUCAAGGCUAAUAUCCACCUCCAGGCUAAUAUCCACCUCCUGGAUAAUAUCCCCCUCAAGGAUAAUAUCCUCCUUAAGGAUAAUAUCCCCCUCAAGGAUAAUAUCCUCCUCAAGGUUAAUAUCCUCCUCAAGGAUAAUACCCUCCUCAAGGAUAAUAUCCUCCUCCAGGUUAAUAUCCUCCUUAAGGUUAAUAUCCACCUCCUGGACAAUAUCCCCCUCAAGGUUAAUAUCCACCAUAAACAUAUCCUUAAUAACCAGGAUAUUACCCACCAGGAGGAUAUCCCUAAUAAGCCCCAGGCUAAUACCCACAAGGCUCUACAACAACUAUAAUUGAAAUACAACAAUAACCUGCUUAAAAACCUCCUUAAUAAUCCCAUGGCGGUGGAGCUGUUGUAGGAGCAGCAAUUGGAGGAGCUCUUCUUGGAGCAGCUUUGGCUGAUAAUCAUCAUCACCAUCAUCAUGGUCAUGGACCAAAUGUUGUUGUUAUUGAAAAAGGACGCAAACAUCAUUGAU
Paramecium pentaurelia is the source of this 639-nucleotide messenger RNA. NCBI's taxonomy places the organism in Eukaryota, Ciliophora, Oligohymenophorea, Peniculida, Parameciidae. The record is from the annotation of a GenBank genome assembly.